Linum tenue is the source of this 450-nucleotide messenger RNA. Lineage: Eukaryota; Viridiplantae; Streptophyta; Magnoliopsida; Malpighiales; Linaceae. The record is from the annotation of a GenBank genome assembly.
ACGAAAUACAGAGCAGGAGAGCAGCUCCAACUCGUUCUCCUCCUCCUCUUCAUCGUCGUCUUCCCCAGUGAAACAACAUUAGCAGCAGCUCAGCAAAAAGACAAAGCGGAUACGAGACUGCAGCAGCAAGCACCCGGUGUACAGGGGAGUCCGAAUGCGGAGCUGGGGGGAAAUGGGUACCCGAAAUCAGGGAGCUGCGCAAGAAAUCGCGAAUCUGGCUGGGUACUUUCCUGGCGACUGAAAUGGUGGCGCGCGCCCAGGAUGUGGCGGCGCUCUACAUCAAGGGGAGAUAUGAAGUUCUCAAUUUCCCCGACUUGGUUAGCUCCCUGCCACGGCCAACCUCUGUCGCGCCCGGGACGUCUAGACAGCCAAGGCCGCCCUAAUGGACCAAUUCGACGGGAAGCGGACUGCGGACAACGAUUCUGGCGGCGUCUUCGCUGGAGGGGUUGA